AUGUUUGCGAGGGAAAAUGGCUUUGUCGCAGUGCUCCAGGAAGAUGACAUGCUGGAAGAGGAGAAGGAUUCAAAGAGUACAGCCUCCAGUUUCCGUUUUAAGGUGUACACUAUGCAAAUAGGUCAUCUGACUCUGAAAGUUUCACCAGGGGACAUAACCAAAGAAAAAACUGAUGCAAUCGUCAACUCCUCGAAUAAGAAUUUUACUUUAAAAUCAGGGGUAUCCAAAGCGAUUUUAGAUGGUGCUGGAUCACAAGUAGAAAAGGAGUUAUCAAAAAUGGCUAAAGAUACAAAUGACGAGGAAACAGAGAUUGUGACCUCGUCUGGCAAUCUCCCAUGUAAAAAAAUCAUACACAUUGUUGGAUGUAAUAGCCCAGAUGAUAUUCAGGAAAAAGUUUUGUCUGCUCUGAUGUUAUGUGAGAACCACAAAUUUUCCUCUGUUGCCUUUCCAGCUCUAGGCACAGCUCAAACUUUGCCUUUACACUGGGAGGACAUGAAAGGACAGUCAGUUGUUCUUGUAAAAGUCACAGCAGGCUCAGAGGAAUUUACAGAUGUGGAAAAAGAGUUCAGAAAAACUGGACAAUCCAACAAUAUCAUUAAAAUUGAAAGAGUUCAGAACAGCGCACUUUGGAAAAACUACAUGAUCAAAAGAGAUCACGGCUUCAAUCGCAGCUUUGCUGGCAUGAAUGGAGCCAUAUAUGGGAAAGGUACAUAUUUUGCUGUGGACCCAAGUUACUCAGCCAAAAACUACUCUAAACCUGAUGCCAAAGGACAUAAACGCAUGUACCUUGCCAGAGUGCUUGUUGGUGACUUCACUCAAGGAAAAAAAGGCCUUGUUACUCCUCCAAAAAGGAAGUCAAAAGGUGUUCAUCUUUAUGACAGUGUGACAGAUAAAAUUAAAAACCCAUCCAUGUUUGUGAUCUUUAAUGAUGUACAGGCUUACCCAGAAUACUUAAUCACAUUCCGGAAGAAAUGA
This is a messenger RNA of Labeo rohita (rohu), 975 nucleotides long. RefSeq names its product protein mono-ADP-ribosyltransferase PARP14-like. Gene Ontology annotation, cellular component: cytoplasm; nucleus. Gene Ontology annotation, molecular function: transcription corepressor activity; NAD+ poly-ADP-ribosyltransferase activity. Gene Ontology annotation, biological process: negative regulation of gene expression. The record is from RefSeq and is a predicted model, not a curated record. NCBI's taxonomy places the organism in Eukaryota, Metazoa, Chordata, Actinopteri, Cypriniformes, Cyprinidae.